GGCUAAGACCUUUGAUUUAUUAUUAAAUUGUAGCCCCAACACCACUCAACAGUGUUAUCUAUUAAUAUGCAUAUAUAAUGUGACUUUUAACCUGUUAUUACAUCACAUGUUGCGCAAGCACAAACAACGCUUGUUAGUUGCUUACUAUCGCAAUCAAGCUUUGAAUUUCCCGCGCCAAACAACACUUUUUGUUUUUAAAUAAAAUGGACGCAAUUUGUUGCAAUAUAAUAUAUUUAUUAUUAAAUUGCACGUUGCGAAAAUGUGUCUGAACGUUAGGAUGGUUUAAUUUAUACUGGAGCUGCUAAUGACUUUAAACGUAACUAAUGAAUUUAAAAAUAGAUACCGGAAAUAUGCAUCGGCCAUCAUUGGAUUCUCGUGCUUGUUCGUACGUUUUCGUAUUUGAAUACGUCGCUUGCAGCGCUUUCUCUCACUGACGGCAACGACAAAAACUAUUCAAAUAUUCGGCGUCCAUUACGUAAAUCAGCUGAACCUCAAAUUAAUACGUUGAGAAAAGGUUGAAACCGCAAGCAACGUAUUAAUUUGCAGUGGAUGCAAAUUGUGUGGCAGUUUACGCUGCGUGUAGUUUAAGUUAUGAGUAACUUGGGUCCGUACGGAGGCGGCUCGAAAAACGGCCCUUGGUCGCGAGCCCCCACGACCCCCAACACCAACAUCCAACAGCAGCUCAUCAACCAGGCUGCUGCUGCCGGCGGCAUGAACAACCUCAGCAACAUCAAUAGCAUGACCAACAUGAAUACACUCAAUAGCAACAUUGUGCCCUUCCAACAGCAGCAAGUCUUUCAAAAUAUGGGCAUGCAGCAGCAAAAUCUUGGCAUUGGUCUGCAGCAGAUGCCCAACACGGCUGUGGGCCUCGCUGGUGCGCAACAACUCAACAAUCAAUUGUUCCAGCAGGUUGGUGCUGUGACGUAUCCGAAUCCACGCGCGUUAAACGCCGCCGCGUUUUCCGCGCAAACCCAACCACCAAAAGCCACUCAGAAUGUGCAGCCUGGUGCAAAUCAGACCAACGCGACGCAAAAAGUCUUCACCGGCACCGUUACGACGGUGCAUGACAACUUUGGCUUCGUUGAUGAAGAUGUCUUCUUUCAGACAUCGGCUUGCGUCAAGGGUAGCAACCCUAUGGUAGGUGAUAGGGUAUUAGUAGAAGCCCUAUACAAUCCUCGCAUGCCGUUCAAAUGGAACGCAACGAGAAUCCAGGUACUGCCCAUGACAGGUGGCGGUGCUGGAGGCGGUGGAAAUCAAAACCAAGGAGGACGCACUGGUAAAAAUUACAAUUCAAUAACCAGUAACAAUUACAACGCGGUGCCGCCGCCAUCGGAUAGUAACGGCAGCUUUAAUCGGAACCGUCCGAAAGCUUCCGCUGGUGGCAGAGGCCGAGAAAGGUCGAGAGAUCGUGACCGCGAUGACGAUGACAUCGAGAGAAAGAAAAGACGCGAGGAGCGGAUGAGAGAAAGAGAAAAGGAGGAUAAAAAGUCUCCUUUGAGGAGAAAUAGGUCAAGGAGUCCUAAAUCACGUCGUAGAACUAGAAUUGUACCUAGAUAUGUGGUACAAAUACCGAAAAUUGCUCUAGAUACAUCGAAUGCUGAUGUUUUGGAAGUACGCCGUCGUUAUGGCAACUUGUACAUACCGUCCGAUUUCUUCAACAGUAACUUUCGCUGGUUGGAUGCAUUUCCGGCGGAUAAACCCUUCACCUUGAACAAACCUUGCGCAUUUCACAUUAUGAACAAGGAUGUCGAUGGUGUUGCGGAGAAUGACGCUGUUUUGGAGCCUCCUGAUGCUGAUUAUUUAUUUUCAGCUAAGGUAAUGCUGAUGAGUGUACCCGGAAUGGAAGAAAUGUACCAAAAAUGCUGUGUAAUGGCAGAAGACAAAGAUCGCCGUGAUAGAGACAGCGAAGAGAAAGAUUCGGUGCAUCCGACGCGACUGAUCAAUUUCCUGGUUGGUUUACGUGGCAAGAAUGAAACAAUGGCUAUUGGAGGCCCAUGGAGUUCUUCACUGGAUGGCGAACAUCCAGAACGGGAUCCGUCCGUUCUUAUACGCACGGCUAUAAGAACUUGCAAGGCUUUGACCGGAAUCGACUUGUCCAACUGCACGAAGUGGUACCGCUUCGUGGAGCUGUACUACCGUCGCGGCGACGCCGACGGCCGGAGCCAUCGGGGCGGCGCUGGCGGUGGCAGUGGCAGCGGCAGACAGGGGGCGCGCGUCGAAACCGUGGUUCUCUUUCUGCCGGAUGUUUGGAGCUGUUUGCCCACGCGGCUGGAGUGGGACGCGCUGCAGACCGGCUAUCGCAGGCAGCUGGAGCGCAAGUUGAAGGCCGGGCAGGAGCAGGACGCCGACGAGCAGCAGCAAGGCGACGAAAAGGAAGAAGAGCCAUCCACGGACAAAGUGGAACCGACGCACCACUCGCAGUUGGAUCCGAAGACGAUGUCGGUGGUGGACUUGCGCAAGGAGCUCAAAGCACGCGCGCUUAACAGCAGCGGGCUGAAGUCGCAACUGAUCGCAAAAUUAUCGAAAGCACUGAAAUCAGAAGCAUCCAAAACCGAGGACGGCAAAGAGGACAGGGACUCCGACAAGGAGGAACAAUCUGACGAAGGAAAAUCCGCGGCUGAAGAGAAAAAAAUUGAUGAGAAGGAGAGACAGCAACUAGAGAAAAAGUACACUCUACCAGAGAGUCAAGCCAUUUUGGUGCAUCCAUCGAAAACGGCGAAGAGUGGCAAAUUUGACUGUACUGUAAUGUCACUUUCUUUAUUGUUGGAUUACAGACCUGAAGACACCAAGGAACAUUCCUUUGAAGUGUCUUUAUUCGCCGAGUUGUUUAAUGAAAUGCUUAUGAGAGACUUUGGCUUCUCAAUCUAUCGCGCUCUAUACGAUCUUCCGGAGAAACCCAAGGAGAAAGAAAAAGACGAUAAGAAACGCGAGAAAGAUAAAGAAAAAGAUGAGAAGGAUAAAAAAGAUAAGGAGCCGAAGAAAGAUCGCGAAAAGAAGGAUAGCAUUAAGUCAGAUCAUGACAGCGAUGCUUCCGACUUCGACGAUGACGACGACAGUAAAUCUCGAAAGGAUAAAGACAAGAAGAAACGCGAACGUCCGAAGAUGUAUACCAAAGAUCGUCAUUUGCUACUAUCAUUUGGUUAUUUUGACCAAACCCAUUGUGGGUACAUCUUUGAGAAAGACAUUGAAGAACUGUUGUAUACUCUCGGGUUAAAUUUAUCUAGGGCUCAGGUGAGAAAACUGGUAGGCAAAGUGAUCACAAGAGAUUCGCUUCACUACCGUAAGUUGACUGAUAAGGUUAAAGAAGAGGAUUUCAUCGUUAUUGAUGAUUCGGAGAAAGAUAGUAAUUUGGAAGAGUUAGCUGCUGGAAAUAAAAAAUUGCUUCGAAUAUUUUCCACAGAGAAUAAUGAAAUACCUGCUGGUGCCAAUGAUGAAAGUAAAGAAAAGACAAAUGAAGGUUUUGUAAUGUUUCGUGGAGCAUUGGUUGAUGUUGGGAAGCUGUUGGCUCAAUUGGAUCGCAGCGAAAAGGCUAGAUUAGAUACUGAGGCGAGAAUGAUGGAAAUGAAGGCCGACAACUCUAAGUUGUCUGAUAAGUAUCAACGUGCGAAUGGAACUGUUAAAAAUCUCAGUGUUGACUUGAAAGAAUACAAAGAGAAGUUAAAAGUUACAGAAGAAAGUCUUCAUAGAAUCACGAGUUGUUCAAAACUAUUCCAGGCUACACUAACAGAGAUUCGCGAUAAAAUUGAGCCUGUGUUGCAUAGCACAUCGACAAAAGAAGAAAAAGACAAAGACAGAUCGCGCGAUAAAUCCCGCGAUCGCGACAGAAAGGAUGAGACUAAGUCACGGUGGGAAAAAGAUUAUUCACACUCGAAUUUCAAUUCAAAUUCGAGUUCAAUUAAAUCAGAACCUAAAACACCAAAAGAUAAAGAUAGGGACAAGUCAAAAGAGAAGUCCACCGAGAAAAAGGAGGAGAAAGAGAGACCCGAGGAAAAGCACGAAGAGGAAAAACUAUUAGAACCAAAAGAGGAGGAGCUCAAAGAGGAAGAGGAUGAUAUCGGUUUUAAACCGGAAGUGAUUGACGAGAUCGGAGACGUCGAGAUGGAAAAUGAUGCAGGAUUGGAAAUCAUUUCAGACGGUAAAUGGUAAGUCGAAUUCUCUUUGUUCUCUAUUAGCUGAUUGCUAUGCAAUGGAGAACAAAUGAACAAUGUUAAGCAAUUUGAAUGUAUGGACACCAUUGUUUCGAUGAAUUUACACAUUGACAAUUAUAUAGAAUAAAACGCUCAACAAAA
This is a messenger RNA of Dalotia coriaria, 4289 nucleotides long. Its product is annotated as cell division cycle and apoptosis regulator protein 1-like. The transcript is spliced from 6 exons. Gene Ontology annotation, biological process: regulation of DNA-templated transcription. The record is from RefSeq and is a predicted model, not a curated record. Gene Ontology annotation, cellular component: nucleus. Lineage: Eukaryota; Metazoa; Arthropoda; Insecta; Coleoptera; Staphylinidae. Bases 592 to 4146 code for a protein of 1184 amino acids.